This is a messenger RNA of Vairimorpha ceranae, 1935 nucleotides long. Its product is annotated as beta-lactamase fold-containing exonuclease. Lineage: Eukaryota; Fungi; Microsporidia; Nosematidae. The coding region runs from base 1 to 1935 and encodes 644 amino acids. Gene Ontology annotation, cellular component: mRNA cleavage and polyadenylation specificity factor complex. Gene Ontology annotation, biological process: mRNA 3'-end processing by stem-loop binding and cleavage. The record is from RefSeq and is a predicted model, not a curated record. Gene Ontology annotation, molecular function: RNA endonuclease activity; 5'-3' exonuclease activity; RNA binding. The transcript has a single exon.
AUGAACAAAAUAAAAGUCAAACCACUAGGUGCGGGAAAUGAAGUAGGGCGAUCUUGUAUAUUAAUUUCUUAUAAUAAUAAAAAUAUUAUGUUUGAUUGUGGUGUUCAUUCGGCACACACUGGUAUUGCAUCUUUGCCUUUUUUAGACACAGUUGAUUUAAGUACUGUAGAUGCUUGUUUUAUAACACAUUUUCAUUUGGAUCACGCAGCAGGUCUCCCUUAUUUAACUGAAAAAACGAAUUUUAAAGGAAAAGUCUUUAUGACACAUCCUACUAAAGCAAUUUUAAGGUGGAUGCUUAAUGAUUAUGUAAGAAUUAUUAAUGCUAGUUCUGAUGUAGAUUUUUACACAGAAAAGGAUUUAAAUAACUGUUAUAACAAGAUUAUUCCAAUUGAUUAUCAUCAAGAAAUUAAUAUUGAAGGUAUUAAAGUGAUAGGUUUAAACGCAGGACAUGUAUUGGGUGCUGCAAUGUUUUUAAUAAAGAUAGAAGAUUCUGUAAUGUUGUAUACAGGAGAUUAUAGCAGAGAAGAAGAUAGACACUUAAAAGCAGCGGAAAGUCCUAAUUGUAAAAUUCAUGCUUUAAUAACUGAAAGUACAUAUGGUGUUCAAUGUCAUUUAUCUAGGGAUGAACGUGAAAGUAGAUUUACAAGCACAAUCACAAAAAUAGUAACAAGAGGAGGAAGAUGCUUACUGCCUGUAUUUGCAUUGGGGAGAGCGCAAGAAUUACUGUUAAUACUGGAUGAACACUGGUCUAAUAAUCCACAACUACAUAGCAUACCUAUAUAUUAUGCAUCAGCAUUAGCCAAAAAAUGUAUUGGUAUUUAUCAGACUUAUAUUAAUAUGAUGAAUGAUCAUAUCAAAAAAAGCAGUUCAAUUAAAAAUCCUUUUGCAUUUCAAUAUGUUAAAAAUUUAAAAAGUAUUGAUUUCUUUGAAGAUAAUAGUCCAUGUGUAAUUAUGGCAAGUCCGGGAAUGUUACAAAGCGGCCUUUCAAGGGAAUUAUUUGAAAAAUGGUGUGGUGAUAGGCGAAACGGGGUAAUAAUUCCGGGGUAUUCUGUAGAUGGAACACUUGCAAAAGAAAUACUAAAUGAACCUAAAGAAGUAAUGUCUAUGAAAGGUAAUGUUCUUAAACUUAAUAUGUCAGUGGAUUACAUUUCUUUUAGUGCACACGUUGAUUUUGCACAGAAUGUUCAAUUUAUUGACGAAUGCCAGCCUGAUCAUUUAUUUUUUGUACACGGAGAAGCCAAUGAAAUGAAUAGAUUAAAGAAUGUUAUAGCACAAAGAAAUGAAAAGAAAAAUGUACAAAUGGAACUAUAUACACUUAGAAAUUGCGAAGAAGGUUCUUUUGAUGUAAAAAAGAAAACAGAAGCAAGUAUUGUUGGCGAUAUUGAAGGUGAAUUUGAAGGAAUUCUUGUAGAAAAUUCUGGGGAUAUACAAAUUUAUCGUAAAAAUGAACUUGGAGAAUUAAAACUUAAAGAAGUGGUGUUUUUACAAAAACAAAAGAUACCGUAUAAUUGCACACCAUUUUUAGUCAAACAGGUCUUGUACGAUUCAUUCGAAGAAGUUUUGGAAAUUAAUGGUGGUAUUAAAAUACGAAAUAUCAGUGUUACAAUUAAAAAUGAUGAAGUUAUUCUUGAAUGGAAGAGUAAUUAUAUUGAUGAUGUAGUUGCAUUGAAUAUUAAUAAUAUCGUGAAAAAUAUUACAGAUAAUGUAAAGAACAUUAAAAAAAAUAAAAUGUGCAAGAAAGACGUUUUAAUAGAAUUUCUUAAAGCAUCAUAUUUUGUGGAAGAGCUUGAUGGACAAAUUAAGGUGUCGGGAUUUGAUGAAACUUUGUUAAUUAAUGUAUAUGAGGACAGUUUUGAGAUUUUGCACAAAAAUAGGCUUUUUGAUGGAGUUAAUAACAUUCUUUCUAGAGUAGAACGUUUAUAUAGCAAUUUAUAA